CAGUGGGACACCACCUUUACCAUCUCGUAUUUUUGGUGUGUACAGUUUACUGAAAAUCUGAAAGUAAAGCAAUAGGAGAUAGCGAGCCCCAAACAAGAAAGUAUCCAGAAUGGGCUCUUCUUCUUCAAUUAAAGCUUUUGGAGCAAUUCUUUAUAGAUUCUCAACUGGGGUUCCACUCAAAUGCCCAAACUCCUUCACCCUCCAAAGUACUGGUUUGCUAAGUAGGAACCUAUUAUCUACAUCAUUAUCAUCAUCAACAUUGUCUUAUUCAUCCUGGGUCUCAUCAUUUGAAUUCCAGUCCGUAAAUUCAGUUAGAAAGAUAUGGACUUUCUCUCCUCUCUGUAUGGGCAGGCGAUCCUGCAAGAUUGCCGGUAGAAAGGGGGCUCAGGAUGCGAAGAAGGCAAAGCUGUAUGCAAGAAUUGGAAAGGAAGUCGUAUCUGCUGUCAAGAAAGGAGGUCCCAGUCCUGUAUCAAAUACAGCUUUGGCUGCUGUACUGGAGAAAGCUAAGGAACUUGAUGUACCCAAGGAUAUCUUAGAGCGCAACAUCAAGAGAGCUUCUGAGAAGGGACAGGAAGCUUAUAUUGAGAAAUUCUAUGAGGUUUAUGGUUUUGGUGGAGUUGGUAUUAUAGUUGUGGUCUUAACAGAUAAAGUAAACAGAUCAGUGGCAGCUGUUAGAGAGGUGGUAAAGGACUGUGGUGGAAAGAUGGCAGAUCCUGGAUCUAUCAUGUUCAAGUUCAAUCGUGCUUGGGCUGUAAAUAUUAAAGUCGCCGAUGCUGACAGAGACCAGCUCCUUGCCAUUGCUUUAGACGUUGGUGCCGAUGAUGUAAUAGAACCUCCGGUGUAUGAAGAUGAUACAGAAGAGGAUAGAUCAGAAAGAUAUUAUAAAAUUGUAAGUUCGGCAGAGAACUACGCAGCAAUACUAUCAAAACUCCGUGAGGAAGGAAUAACUUUUGAACCUGAUAACGGGUUUGAGCUACUUCCAAUAACUGCAAUUGAGGUGGAUGAUGAGGCUAUGGACUUGAACAAGCAACUUAUGUCCAAUUUACUUGAACUUGAUGAUGUUGAAGCAGUAUAUACAGAUCAAAUGUGAUCAAACUCAGAUUUCUGGUUACCGUCUCAGCAACUGGACCAUCUUCUUGGGGCUGUUGGACUUGUAUCUUUGGUUCAUGGGCGCGGUAGAAGGCUAGAUUGGGGCUGCAAACCUAUUGAAAAGAUUGCCUGUUGUAGCUCAGAAGAGAAGAUUCAAGUUCAGGUAGGACUCUUAUUGCUCUUGUAUCUUCUCUUACAAGAGAAUAAUUCUUCCCCCCGAAGUUUGAUUUAUGCAUUUUGAAAGUAUAGAAUACAAUGCACUUGCCCAUUUUGUUUCGGGAGGGGUAAAUUAUAAGUAGUUCAUUAAUAAUACCAGUGUUUUUAUUUUUUUCCUUCU
This is a messenger RNA of Cornus florida, 1426 nucleotides long. Its product is annotated as probable transcriptional regulatory protein At2g25830. The transcript is spliced from 7 exons. Lineage: Eukaryota; Viridiplantae; Streptophyta; Magnoliopsida; Cornales; Cornaceae. The coding region runs from base 110 to 1090 and encodes 326 amino acids. The record is from RefSeq and is a predicted model, not a curated record. Gene Ontology annotation, cellular component: chloroplast.